Molecule: messenger RNA, 1693 nt
Organism: Phycodurus eques (leafy seadragon)
Lineage: Eukaryota; Metazoa; Chordata; Actinopteri; Syngnathiformes; Syngnathidae
Gene: lypla1
Product: lysophospholipase 1
Exons: 9
Coding region: 135-920 (261 amino acids)
Biological process (GO): protein depalmitoylation
Cellular component (GO): cytoplasm
Molecular function (GO): carboxylic ester hydrolase activity; palmitoyl-(protein) hydrolase activity
Source: RefSeq, a predicted model, not a curated record
CUGGAGAAGGCGGGACUUCCUGUGCCGCCUCUGGCUGAAGAGUAGUGUGGUGUUGUUUCCCCUUCCCACCCUCCGACACACAAACAAAACUUCCCCAAAGGAGGCCACCCCCCGCCCCCCACACCAUUCCGUUUAUGCCUUUCGUCCUUCCAACACUUUUGACAUUUCUACUCGAUCAUUCGCUUAGUAGCGACUUCUUCACGGGUACCUGCCGUUGUUGUAUGUGCGGUAAUAACAUGUCGGCGCCUCUACCUGCCAUCGUGCCUGCUGCCCGCAAAGCCACCGCGGCGGUCAUCUUUCUGCACGGCCUCGGUGACACAGGGCACGGCUGGGCAGAAGCGUUCGGUGGGAUCAGGAUGCCUCACGUCAAGUACAUUUGUCCACAUGCCCCUACCAUGCCUGUCACCUUAAAUAUGCGAAUGUCCAUGCCUUCUUGGUUCGACAUUUACGGCUUGAGUCCGGAAGCGGAAGAAGACGCGGCCGGCAUCAAGAGAGCGUCAGACAACAUCAAAGCCAUGAUAGAGCAGGAAGUGAAGAACGGCAUUCCCUCCCAUCGAAUCAUCCUGGGUGGAUUCUCGCAGGGCGGCGCUUUGUCGCUGUACACGGCUCUGACCGCCCAGCAGAGGCUGGCCGGGGUGGUCGCCCUCAGCUGCUGGCUUCCCCUGCGCAACGCCUUCCCCCAGGCGUCGGCGGGCGGCGCCCACAAGGACGUGCCCGUGCUGCAGUGCCACGGCGACGCCGACCCGCUGGUACCCUUCUCCUUCGGCAGUCGCACGGCCGAUAAGCUGAAGAGCCUCCUGGACCCCGACAACGUCACCUUCAAGGCCUACCCGGGCCUUCCGCACAGCGCCUGUCCAGAGGAGAUGGUGGACAUCAAGCGUUUCAUCGAGAAACAGCUGCCCGCCAUCAGCGAUGAAUGAAGCCCUCGGCAACUUUGACCCUGAGGACACUUGACAAAAACAAACACGCCUCUAAAGCUGCACCCCCGCCCCCAUUGUUUUUUUUUUUUUCUUUUCUUUCUUUUUUUUUUUUUUUUUUUUUUUUUUUUUUUUAUAAAAAGAGUUUCGCGGGACUGCUGCACGUUACGCUCCUUCCGGGUGAAGCUCAUCCCGUCCUGUCCUGUGCCGUCCUGUCACGGAGCGCCGUUACGGUAGCGUGACGUUAGUCGCUUGUGAUACUAAGAAGCCAUUUCCUGUACCGGAGUAACUAGGGAUGUACUUAAAAUGCACAAUAAAUGGCCUAUUAUGUGUUUUUUCUUUUCUUUUCUUAGGAAUUCACGUAUUGCUAAAAAUGACUUUGUAGCUGAUUAUCCAUUUAUUAGACAGUGUCAUUGCGUAGCCGCUAAAUGGGUUGUUUAGUGUCAUUUCAAGAUGGCAAAUUGUCUUGUUUUGGAAUUAAAAGCCUCCUGUUAUGUUGUGGGUCAAAAUGACCCGUUUUCCGUGAAACCGCAGUUUUAACGUGCAUUUUUAUGAAAAACAGGUCUAUAAAUAUGGAUUGAAAUCAUGAGUAAAAGAGUUAAUGAAAUAGUUUAUUGAGAUUUUGUUCGUUUCUGACAGUUCUGGAUGAUCAAACACACCCUGGGUCAAAUUGACCCAUUGUACAGUUAAACACUGUUCACUUUUUAAUUGAUUUUUAAUGAACAAGUCAAUAUGGAAUAAAUAAUAACUAAGUAUUGAUUGAAAUGUGGUGUGUA